AUGAGUCAAUCUCAAAAUGAGCGGUAUAAUGGCCAACCACCGGUCAUGGCGGGGUCUGUUAAAAGAGCGAGGGAGAUGGCUAGAGCAAGAGAGCUGGCUAGAGAAAGAGAGAUGGCCGAAGCGAGCGGGGCAGGGGGAAAUAUAACACCGUCUCCAGAACCUCCAUCCAUAAGACGGCCUCAAGUGCCUCCGGGACUACAACUUAGGGAUGAACAAGGGCAGAUAGAAAUGGCAAUAUCGAGACCCACACCACUUGCCCAGUGGCCGCUGGCCGGGCCCGUCGCGGCACCGUUACCUAGUGAUUCAGAGCCAUACCGACCGCCACCUGGCAGAUCGCAACCGCCCCCACGCCCUCCACGUCCUAGCAGAGUACCUUCAAUUCUAGACGGUUCUCGUAUUCAGGAACACACGCCUAUCUUCCAAUACACGCCUCAGAACGCUAGAGCAUCGGAGCUGUCCGCACCCGAGACAACACAAAGCGAAUCAUUGAGACUGUCGACCAACUCUUCAGUCGGAACGAUUCCCGAUUUUCCAUUGCCGGUGGCUACGGAUUCGCUAACCCCGACAAGGAGAAGUUCAAAUCUAGGUCCGCCGCCAUCCUCAAGGAGAGGAGCCUCGUCGUUUUAUUCAACUAUAUCGUACGUUUCGCCGAUACCAGAAGAGAGCCCGAGAACGCGAUCACGUACUUCUUAUGCGUCUAGCGCGGCGAUACCAGAAACCUUUGAGAGUUACUCGCCAGGAUACAGUCCGGGCGCGGUCUCUAUUAACGACACGAUAGCGGAGGAGUCCUUUAUUGACGACGACGCGGAUGAAAGUAGCCUAGUUAGGAGUGCGAGCAUUGGAAAGAGGGGAAAGCCGGCUUUGAUAACCACAAGGAGUUUUGAAAAGAGGGAUUCGAUGCUUAGACCUGGACCGGCGCCGAUCCAGGGCGGACCAUUCCGAGACGGCACUGGAUAUAUCGAGGCCUCAUCGAGCUCGUCCGGAAAUAUUUCUAGAGAGGCCGUCGGUGCUGGCGUGACUGCGGAUAAUAUGCUGAACGCUUUUGAAAGUGCUAGCGCCACAGAUCCUUCAUUGACACGAAAUAUUGCCCCAUCACCGAGACCAUAUAAUAGACUUUCCGCGAUUCGACGUCCACCACGUCUUGAUAUUGAUGCAGUAAGAGCUGCCGAGGCUAGAGGGAGCUUGACAAGCUUGCCGGAUCUAAUUCGACGGGCGACGAGGCUAGCAUCGCUGAUGGAUAGAGGCCGUAGACCAGCAAGCCGUUUUGACGAUCUCGACUUUCCGGAGGAUAUCUAUGGCAGCGAUCCUGAGAAGGAUCUUCACUAUAAUAAUAAUAAUAAGCAUCAGUCCGGACUGUCUGAUAUGCUGGCGGCAUUUCCGCCCCCGGCGACUCGAAGUGGGGUACGAAAGAGCAGAGUGUCCACUGCUUGGCCGUUGGGUCGAAUGUCGUUCCGCGGCCCACCAGCAGCAACAGAACCGGGUGUUGAUCCUGAACCUGAACCGCAGAAGAAGGGGCGCCGUUGUUGCGGGUUGCCCAUGUGGACUUUCUUUGCGCUGGUCAUCAUCUUAUUAUUCGUUAUAGCCGCUGCGAUUAUUGUUCCUGUCAAACUUCUCGUUGUUGACAAGGCGGCCGAAAAAAGUGUAGCGCAACCGGCUAUUUCAAACUGCGAGGCGCAGCUAAAUUGUGCUAAUGGGGGCACAAACGUCGUUGUGCAGGGUGUCUGUUCUUGUAUCUGUUCCAACGGUUUCACUGGGGCGAACUGUACAGUUCCUACUUCUCAGGGUUGCACUACAACAUCGAUCAGCAUGGAAGGCUCCAAUAUCAAUAACGUAACUAUUGGCCAGGCAAUUCCUCGUCUUAUCAGAGAUGCGCAGAGCAAUUUCUCGAUUCCUCUGGUUGCCACGUUGAUACAGUCAAAAUUCAACAAAGAAAGUCUAUCUUGCAAUACGGAAAAUGCGUUGGUAACUUUUAACGGGCAAUCUCUUGGAGCCUCGGCUGAGGUCUCUGGCAUUAGUUUAAGCCCUAAUCUUGCGCAGGCCGCCGUAGCUGCUGAGGAUGUCUCCAUUACCCUCAGUGUUUUUCCGGAUGUUGAUAUCACAUUGACGGUUGAAAAUCCGGCAGAGACUGGCGCGUUUACUGGGAGUUUCGUGGUGACUACUCUAACUAACCCGACUACGAUUUCUGGAUCUACUCUAUUCGCUACUACCAUAACACAUAGCGACUCCAAGCGAUCUUCACCUACUCCGUACCCUACGACAGCUCCGACAACACCACCUGCCUCGACUACUACUAUUGCCCCAAGUAGUACAAGCUCGGCCCCCACGCCAAGUUCAACUUUUACUGUCACUGAGGAGGUUGUCGACUUUGCACGCGUGGCUAUGCUUUAUAUUUUCCAAGAAAAAACACUGUCCGAUGCAGUAACUGCUCAAUCCUCAGUCCAGAGCUUUUUUACGGACGUAGACGCCGGUUGUAACACGUCUUCUUGCGUGACGAUGGAGCAAGGAUUAAAUGUCACUCUUGGCGGAGGGAACACGAUUGAUUUCGUGAACCUAUUCGUCGACAUAGGCAAUGGACGGGUCGGAGGUGGCAAGAAUUAA
Molecule: messenger RNA, 2598 nt
Organism: Daldinia vernicosa
Lineage: Eukaryota; Fungi; Ascomycota; Sordariomycetes; Xylariales; Hypoxylaceae
Exons: 2
Coding region: 1-2598 (865 amino acids)
Source: RefSeq, a predicted model, not a curated record